GGGGCCGGGCCGAGGGAAGCGGCGGCGCUGCCCCGGGCACGGCGCGUCCCCCGGCGGGAUGCGGCGCGGCGGCGGCGGCGGGAACGGCAGCGAGGGCGAGCCCGAGUGGCCGUGGCCGUGGCCGCCCUGCGACGAGCGGCUGUGCCUGGUGCUGCCCAUGUGGGUGCUCGUUCCCAUCACCGCCGUCUGCCUGGGGCUCUUCGUGGUCGGCGUGGCGGGCAACGUCCUCACGGUGCUGGUCAUCCGCAGCUACCGCGACAUGAAGACCACCACCAACCUCUACCUGGGCAGCAUGGCCGUGUCGGACCUGCUCAUCCUCAUGGGGCUGCCCUUCGACCUCUACCGCCUCUGGCGCUCCCGGCCCUGGAUCUUCGGGCAGCUGCUGUGCCGCCUCUCGCACUACCUCAGUGAGGGCUGCACCUACUGCACCAUCCUCCACAUCACCGCCCUCACCGUGGAGCGCUACCUCGCCAUCUGCUUCCCCCUCAAGGCCAAGGUGGUCGUCACCAAGCGCCGGGUGAGAGCUACCAUCGGCGUCCUUUGGGCCUUUGCCUUGCUCUCCGCCAGCCCCUUCUUCUUCCUGGUCGGCGUGGAGCAGCCCGACAACCACACCGACUUCAGCCGCGAGUGCAAGCCCACCCCGCAGGCGCUGCAGUCCGGCCUGCUGGCCACCAUGUUCUGGGUCACCACCUGCUACUUCGUCCUGCCCGUCACCUGCCUCAGCGUCCUCUACGGCUUCAUCGGCCGCGAGCUGUGGCGGAGCAACUCCCGCCUGCGGGGCCCCAGCUCGCUGCUCCGCGAGAAGGGGCACCGCCACACUGUCAGGAUCUUGGCUGUGGUGGUUCUGGCCUUUGUAAUUUGCUGGUUGCCUUUCCACAUUGGCAGGAUCAUAUUUAUAAACACCCGGGACAUGAGGACGAUGCUGUUCUCGCAGUACUUUAAUAUAUUCGCCCUGCAGCUUUUCUACCUGAGCGCAUCCAUCAACCCUGUCCUCUACAACCUCGUUUCGAAGAAGUACAGGGCAGCAGCCUGCAGGCUGCUGCUGCCGCGCCGUGCGGCAGAAAGGGCUUUCACCGUGACUAAAGACGCCGGGGGCUGCACAGAGACCAGCGCCAGCUCAAGGAACGAGUACACCACCAGCUUCUGAGACUGCACCCCGCGCUUCUGCAGGCAUUCUUGCCUGUGGGAGGGAGCUUCCUUCUCACAGGAGAGUCGCAAAAGGGUGGACAUCUGUUAGGGCAUGUGGAAUUUCAUACCCGUCUGCAUUUUGGGAUUACCCGUGUUUUUGAUAACAGAGCAAGCAGGCACCAUGAAGCAGGGAGAAUGAUGUGCAACUCGUGAAAGCUGACAAGUCAGUGGGAAGAGCUGGAGUAAAUUGCCAGUAAAACCACGGGAUCACUUUAUUUCAUGUUGUUCACUGCACAUGCUCUGUGCCAUUUCCAGUAUUUUCUAAAAAUCAUAACACCAAGGUCUGCAAACGUGCACUUCUUGGGAGCUGUAAUGAGUAAAACUCACAGACAGCCUUCACCAUUUUAAAACGGUUUUCUUAUAAAUGAGAUUUUACAGAACACAGUCUCACAAGGCGAUGGAUGCAAAAAAAAAUCACCUGCCAACCUGAAGAGCCCUGGAAAAAGAGGUGUAUGCUUUUAGUACCUGGUCUUGUAAUCAUGAAGAGAACUUUACUGGGAAGUUUCACUGAUUUCUCUUAGGAAAGCAUCUGCUGCACGCAGCAGUCUCUGGUCUUAGCCCUUUUUGCGUGACCCAUAGGAUCAAAUAAGGUCUUUUAUUUGUAUGUUAGCAACCAGUCCUCUGUUGUGUAACUUGAGAUAUCCCAGAUCACUUCCUUAGGAUAGAUGAGCAGUGUUUGGUAAGUGGUAGCGGCGUGUCUCCACUGCGUCACGUUGUGUAUUGCGUGUGCAAAUAACACACCAAGUUAACCCACCUUGCCACCACCAACACCCAUCACUGAAUGUGCUGGACUAUGCCCAGGACUUCCUGCUGCAUAAUCAACUCACUAAUGCUGCUCCAAAAGAUUUUAAUGGGAAACUUCAACUGGACAAUUUAGGAAGGAGGCUAGUUGUGAGGAAAAGCUAGAAGAAGCUGGAGCAGUGUUUUCUCUGGAGGGUCAUUGCCUCUGUGCAUUUUACUUGUUACUUCAUUGGUUCUAGUGGUGUAAAUCUGGACCAAAAUCAAUGACGUGGGACUGCGCUUACAGAGGCAUCACUGAUGGUAUGUCCAUGCUUGCCCUUGGUUCUCUGUUAACUUCUCCUCCUUUCAGGCAGUUGUAGAGAGUGGUACUGUCCCCUCUGAACCUCUUUUUCUCCAGGCUAAACACCCCCAUCUCCCUCAGCUGCUCCAGAGCCUUUACUAGCUCCACUGCCCUUCUCUGGACAUACUCCAGCCCCUCAAUGUCUUUCUUGCAGUGAGGGGCCCAGAACUAGAUACAGGAUUUGAGGUGCAGCUUCACCAGUGCUGAUGGGGACAAUCCCUGCCCUGGUCCUGCUGGCCACACUGUGGCUGAUCCAGGCCAGGAUGCCAUUGGCCUUCUUGGCCCCUGGGCACACUGGCUCACGUUCAGCUGCUGCCAACCAGCACCUUCAGGUCCUUUUCUGCUGGGCCACUUUGCAGCCACUCCUCCCUAAGCCUGUAGCACUGCCUGGGGUUGUGGCCACAGUGCAGACCCAGCACUUAGCCAUGCUGAUUUCACACAACUGUCCUCAGCCCAUCAAUCCAGCCAGUCCAGAUCAAUUCAACAGAUUUCAACAGCUAGCUCAGAGAUCUCAGGGCAGCAGAAUCGAACCCAAGUCUUCUCUGAGUUUUAAAAUUAUGACCACUUCUCCAUUAAGGAAUCUGUAACUCUGAGUCAUUGAAUAAAAUCUAAAACACCUAAAGACAGAAAAAAAUCUUCUAUCUCUCUGCAUACACAUUUUAUUUUUCUGUCAGCUUCAUACUGGUGGAGAGCAGUUGUCUGCAAGGCUUGGGUUAGGUUGCUUUUGCUGAGGGGUGUCAUUAAGAUGUAAAGUUAUCGUAAAAGAACAGCUGUUAUUCUGGAGGGGUUCAGACGGCAAGUUAUGAAUAGUAAUCUUUGUAAAUAUACGUAGACCAAGGGGGGGAAAAAAGCUUUAUCACACUGAUAUGUGGCUGUGGAGCUGCUCCUGCGAGCCUGUGGUCUCCUGAUAAUGGCUUUUCCUUUAUCAGUUCCUGCUAAAUUGCACUGGGAGUGAAAUACUUGCUCAUCAGAAAUUUCCCCAAAAGCAAUUGCGUAGGUACCAGAAGCACAAGGUGAGUGGAGGAAGGAGGGAAAUGCCCUGGUGGGAUGCUGCCCUGAACCCCCUUUUCUAGGGUGCACUCCCUGCCACAGACAGCCCUGGCACUGCUCUGCUUGCUGGGUGUGCUGGGUGUCCAAGGCAGCUCCCUCUCAGCUGGGGCUCCCAAGCUGUUCAUGCAGUGACUGUGUUUCUGCAGGGAGCUCCAGGCUUGGGCUGCUCCUGCCCAGCCUCAGACGCUGCAGCCGCAGGCUUCUGCUCCCGCUGGCAGACUCCAUGGAAAUGGUCUGCUUUUCUGGGAAAGUCAUUUGCAUCCCUGUUAAAAAGUAUCCCCUUGCACGCUUAGUAGAAUAACACAGGCAGCAAAAUCGCACCUGUGAGCUUGCAGAGCCUUGUUGUUAAUGCUCCCUCCCCACCAGAACAAAGGCUUAGGAAAUAGAGGAAGUUUGGGGUGUUUACUCAGAAUUAACCAGGCCUGGCACUGCUCUCUCUGGCAUUCAGCACUGGAUUGUGUAAGCAGGGAUCUUGUAAAUAAAAUAGCGCUUCCCAGGAACUCUGAGUCCAGGUGCAGGCAGGCUAUCUCUUAAGUAUUUCAGAAGUAGUUUCCAUACCAUGAAGGAUAUAAAUUACAAGAGAAAAUGGAAUAGAAGGAGGGAGAAAAUGGGGAAGGGGUGUAAAAGAAAAGCACAGAGACCAGAUGAUAAAAAGGGAAGCAUGGUGAGAUAGUCUCUUUUUUAAAGCACACAUGUAGUUAUGUUGAAAAUCACAGGAAAGAAAAUCAGCGAUUUGACAGAGCCCCGAGGCUUGCUGGAGUUGUGGUUGUACUGAGGAAGAGCUGAACCCAAAGUUAGCCACCUGAAGCUUGAAAGGAACCUAAAACCAUUUGUUUUUAAACACAUGAACAGGUUUUUCUUAACAGAGAGGAAAGAAAUUCUUCCCAUGGACCGUAUCCGAAAGGCACAGCUUGGCCCCCAGCACUGAGGUGGCAUUGAGGUGUGCCACCAACAAGGAAGGAGGGUAAAGAAAAUGGUAAAGAAA
Messenger RNA from Prinia subflava (tawny-flanked prinia), 4304 nucleotides. RefSeq names its product motilin receptor (gene MLNR). Gene Ontology annotation, molecular function: G protein-coupled peptide receptor activity. Gene Ontology annotation, cellular component: plasma membrane. The coding region runs from base 59 to 1147 and encodes 362 amino acids. The record is from RefSeq and is a predicted model, not a curated record. NCBI's taxonomy places the organism in Eukaryota, Metazoa, Chordata, Aves, Passeriformes, Cisticolidae. Gene Ontology annotation, biological process: G protein-coupled receptor signaling pathway. The transcript has 2 exons.